Messenger RNA from Caenorhabditis briggsae, 792 nucleotides. The record is from RefSeq and is a predicted model, not a curated record. The coding region runs from base 1 to 792 and encodes 263 amino acids. The transcript has 4 exons. Lineage: Eukaryota; Metazoa; Nematoda; Chromadorea; Rhabditida; Rhabditidae.
AUGCUAGGAAUCGCCGCAACACUUGUCGUUGUUGCGAUUCUCAAUUGGAUUCUUUCACAUUUUUGGGGUUUAUUUGUCUGGCUGGUUGCUUUUACCAUUUUUGCUCUUGUCACUGUCAUUCAAGCGGCAAUAUGGAAAAGCGACGUGCCGGAUAUCAGCGAACAUAAUAGGAGGAUCCGUUCUCAAUAUACAUGUGCAAUAGUUCUGGGAACCGUCGAAUUUUUCUUGGCGAUUUGCGUUUGCAUUCUGAUGUUCCGAAUGCUCUACUACUACUAUCAGAAUCGUGGACAGGAGAACAUUGUUGCAUUGUACACUCCGAAUUGCUCAUCAGUGACUAGAGUAACACAAAUGUUUCAGAUGAGACCUCAGGAAGAAACCGACACUGAAGCAGGCACAAAGGAAAAGGAGAAUCGAAAGAAAGCUGGAUUUGAAUUAGCCGCCGAGCCAACAGAGGUGAUUAUCUUCUUCCCAACCAUCUAUUACAUGUUUGGAAUUGCUGUUAUCGUUACGGUUCUUUCAAUUAUUUUAUGGAUUUGUACAGCUGCAAUCUGGAGUUUCUUUGUCUGGGCUACUCUCGCAACCCUAUCGAUUGGAUUGAUCAUUUUUCUCCAACAUCAUCAAUUUUGCAAUCCACUUGUGUUACUGGAUUGCAUUCUGCAUCUAUACACUGGUCAUGAUUAUCAAACUGGCAGCGAUUAUUGCAGACAAAAGAGAAGAAGUCAAAAGAAAAUAUCCUGGUUAUUCACAAAAACAAUACGAUGGUACUUUGAGCACUUCAUGAAACGUUCAUGA